Dendrobium catenatum is the source of this 968-nucleotide messenger RNA. RefSeq lists its product as uncharacterized. The record is from RefSeq and is a predicted model, not a curated record. Gene Ontology annotation, molecular function: LPPG:FO 2-phospho-L-lactate transferase activity. Lineage: Eukaryota; Viridiplantae; Streptophyta; Magnoliopsida; Asparagales; Orchidaceae.
CAAACCGAAUAAUUUCUCUUGUCAUCUUACAGAAUAAAUUUGGAUGACGCGCAUAACGCUCCUGCAUUGCUGGAGAUGAUGCGACUGCGGGGGAACGGAAGGAGACACGGGCGGGAAGUGUUGGCAAUCUAGGUUUACACGUACUCCAUGGCGGAUGGGGUUUUAGCGCCCUCGCCGGUACAGAACUCCUUCGUCCGCUCUACCUUCUCGCACCCAUUUCUCUUCGCGAACUUCUCCGUGGCUACCGUCGUCCUCCCAUAUUGGUCCGCGGCUUCCACCCAGUACUUGCGUAGAUCCUGCGUCACAAUGGCCUCCACGCACUGUAAUAGCUCUCCUGCUUGUUCGUUCUUUGUCCCUCAGUCGAGCCCCAAACCUAGCCAACAGCCCUCCUUACUCGUUUUCUCAGGAGGAACUGCAUUUAACUGUGUGGCAGAAGAGCUGAAGAAAGUUACAACUCGAGUUGCUCAUGUUCUUCCUGUUUCUGAUGAUGGUGGCAGUACAGCUGAGAUUGUACGCGUUGUAGGUGGACCAGCUGUAGGGGAUAUAAGAUCAAGAUGCUUGAGAUUGUCUGAUGAAAGCACUUCCGAAGCUAUUGCUGUUAGGAGAUUGCUUGGACAUAGAUUGCCUCUUGAUGCAUCAGAUGCUAAAUCUGAGUGGUAUAGAAUCGUUGAAGGCCAGCAUUUCUUAUGGAAUGGUGUUUCUCGUCCUUAUGGGGAAACAAUACGUGCAUUUCUGGCUUACUUUCACAAUCAGUAUCUGCCCUGCAGAUUCUCCGACGCACAAGCGAUUCUUUUUGUUUCAGCAAUGGCAGUAUUGGAAAUUUCUUCUUCGCUGGGGCUCGCUUAUUUUUUCAGUCCCUGGACGCUGCUAUUUUUUUGUUCUCACGUGUUUCACAAAUUCCUACUGAAAGUCUUGUUUUACCAGUGAUUUCCACAAAUGAUCGCCUCACUCUGGGAUGCGAAUUAUGG